UUUCAAUCGAAAACACAAAUACGGGACGCAUAAUCCAAAAUCAGUGUUGCGAUAAAGUCAGAAAAAUAAGGGGGCAAUUAAGUCAUCAUCGGACGUUAUUCGUAGGAAAAAGUGCACACGUUCGUCUGGAAGUAAAAUGGGCUAUUGUUUCUGCCAUUGAGAGGAUUGCUGACCGCAAAAACUCCAGCACUGCUUUGCCUCUUGUCACAUAAAAAUGAAUGCAUUUCCAGAAGGGUAACUGACAGUAAAGGAGACAAUGGGAAAUUCAUAUGCUGGACAAAUGAAAUCUGCACGUUUUGAAGAGGCUCUUCACAAUUCAAUAGAAGCAUCACUUCGAUCCAGCAGUAUUUCUCCUCAACCAAUCUUCUCUCAACUCUACCUUGAAUCAGAUCAACCACCUCUGUCCCCUGAAGAUGUCAAACCAAAGAUAGAGGAACUUGAUAAAGAAAUUGAAGUCCAUCGUUAUACACAGAGCAGCUCUUCUGGAUUCCCAGCUAUACAAGUUGGCAAUGGACUAGAUAAUGAGGAGGAGGAGGAAGAAGAGGAAAUGUCUGAGUCAAACAGCCCACCUAUUGCCUACAUGCAGAAACAUGCUCCAGAGGGAUCCUGCACAACUGAUGGUUUCUGCCAGGCUGGCAAAGACCUGCGCUUGGUAUCACUGUCCGCAGAACAGAUUGACAUUCCACCAGGUUUUGUGCUGGUAGGAGCCAAGUCUCCAAAUCUUCCUGAGCACAUUCUGAUUUGUGCAGUAGAUAAACGAUUCCUGCCAGAUGACAAUGGAAAGAAUGCACUUUUAGGUUUCUCGGGAAACUGCAUAGGCUGUGGGGAGAAAGGAUUCCGGUACUUCACUGAGUUUUCCAAUCACAUCAACUUAAAGCUGACAACCCAGCCGAAGAAGCAGAAGCACUUAAAAUAUUACCUCGUUAAAAACUCGCAGGGUGUUUUCUCAAAGGGACCAUUAAUUUGCUGGAAAGAAUGCCGAACUCGUCAGUUGCCUAGCAGUUAUUCAUCUGCACUACCUUCAGCCAAGACAGUUGCUGCAGUCAUCGGUUCUACAUCACCUUCACCAAAUGUAGACACAGUCUCAUCCAGUGUUUGCAGUACCACGGUUGCCAGCUGUCAGACAGAAUCAACAUUCAGUCAUGGUUCAGCAGCAUCUUCUGCCAGUUUUUCUGGAUGUCAGGACCUGUCCAGGAGUGGAAAUGUAGCAAAACCUCUUGCCAUAGCUGCACAACAACUUGUGAAGCCUCCAACUACAGCUCCUUGCCCAAAUAACCAGUCAUCUGGAUCUGUGCGAGUUAAUGGUAAUAGUAAUGGCAAUGGUGGGAAAUCCAACGUUUUCAACGCUUCUUUGUCUCGACCUCAACCUCUUUCAACUUCAUCAAGUCCUGGCUUGAUGACAGGAGAAAACAGCAUUAUGACAAGCUCUGGACCACCUAAGAAGCGUCAUCGUGGCUGGUCUCCAGGUUCCCCCAUUGCUGUGCCCACAGUAGUCCCUGUUCCAGUUGUGAGACCAGUGAUGAGAUCUGAUGCUGUACUACCUGUGCCUGUUAUUCAGUCAAUGCCACCUGGAGUUUUGCAGCCACAAGCAAUCCCCGCAGGGGAAACUGUAAUCAUCCCUGAAAAUUUAUUAAAUAACUCUGGAGUGAGACCUGUUAUUCUGAUAGGUUAUGGUGCUUUACCAUAUUUUUAUGGCAAUGUUGGUGAUAUUGUAGUAAGUCCUCUACUUGUGAAUUGUUACAAGUUUCCACAGCUGACUUCAGCUGAGCUGGAACAGCUGGGGGUUUCCAACAGCCAGAUCCUAACAGUGGAAAAUAUGAUCCUCUUAACAAUACAAUAUCUGAUUCAUCUAGGUCCAGACCAAAUGCCUCUCAGGGAAGAAUUUGAACAGAUUAUGUUGAAAGCUAUACAGGACUCAAGCCUCAAAGACAGAUCCCUGCAACUGGGAGGCCCUUCUUCCACUGUGUCUCCAGGACAGUUACCCUGGCUUGCACGGCUUGCUGCCAGUGUUUCAAGAGAUUUGGUGCAAGUUGUUUUUUCCCAGAAUUCUCUGGCAGAAGGCAUUUCAGAAACUUUAAGAACAUUUGGUGAUGUACAUCUUCAACAGAAAGUACCUAACUAUGUGGUAGUCAUUUGUACAUCAAAGAUCAGAGGCAAUGAAUUUUGUGUGGUGGUUUUAGGUCACUAUCAAUCCAGAGUGUUGGCAGAGAGUAUGCUCACCACAACUGAGUUUCUGAAGGAAAUCAGUUAUGAGUUGAUUACAGGAAAAGUCAGCAUUUUGGCAUCCCAUUUUAAAACCUCUCCUUUUGGAGAUAACUUGGACAAAUUUCUGGAUAAAUUUCAGCAAAAUAGAAAUGAUAAUGUUGCUAUUCCAUUCAAUGGAAACGUUUCUGAGUAUAUUCCAUCUGAUGAGGCUGCAGCAAUGACGUCAAAGCAAAGUGUUGAUUCAUUUACCGAAGUGUUCCAGAUUCAUCUGCCUCAACUCACUGUCGCUCGUAAGCUGUUGUCUCAAGUUUGUGCUAUAGCGGACUCUGGAAUGCAAAACCUAGAUCUGGGGCGCUUUGCAAAAGUUGACUUCACCAUCUUAGUUCCUCCAUCGGAAGUUCUCUUCCACCAGACUUUGCAACAUAUUCGACAUUCAGGAGUACUUGUAGAUCUAGGUCUUGAGGAAAGUAAUAUAGCUGACCAAAGGGCUGAGAAAUAUAUUAUCCGACUAGACCAUGACGUUCAGAACAAGUUUGAGGCUUUCAUGAAAAAGGUCAAACAGAAUCCAUAUACACUCUUUGUUCUUAUUCAUGACAACUCUCAUGUUGAUCUUACUAGUCUUGUUUCAGGCUCCACAACUCAUGGGGAAUCCAGCCAGAGUCUGUCAGAUAAGUUUAUUAAUUCACGUGAGGCACUUGAGGCAUGCAACUUACUUAUGUUGCAGGUCAGCUCCUUUCCUUUCACUCUACAGACACAACAGUCCCGUGUUAGCUCAUACAAUGAAGUACACUGGAUACUCUCCAGCAAUCCUGAGGAGCUCAGCAAUGAGGAGUUGGUGUACUUUGGUUUGUCCGAUUACAGCAAGUCUUUACAAUGGGGCAUUACAAGCCCAAUCCUAAGAUGUGAUGAGGCUUUUGAAAGAAUGGUGAAUACUUUGAUGGAAAGGUAUCCCAGAUUGCACAGUAUGGUGAUCCGAUGCUACCUGCUAAUUCAGCAGUAUGCUGAAGCCAUGAUGGCUGUAACAUCAAUGAAUUUGCUGAGAGAGCACACCACUCCUGAGACUCUGAGUAUUAUGGAUGACUUGAUCAGUUGUCCUGGGAAAGAUGAAAUUGGCCGUGGACAUAUGCUUUUGAUACGAGUUCCAUCAGUGCAGCUGGCAAUGCUCGCCAAGGAGCGACUUCAGGAUGUUCGAGAUAAGCUUGGCUUGCAGUAUCGGUUUGAAGUACUUCUGGGCAAUCCUGCUGGGGAACUCAGUGUUGCCAAGCACUUUGUUACACGAAUGAAGGAAUGGAGAGGGUGUGAGCAGGACGAAUGGACCCCACUUACGUAUCAGGAUCUGGAAGGUCUACCAUGUAUUGUCAUUUUAACUGGUAAAGAUCCACUUGGGGAAUCAUUUCCACGGUCCAUGAAGUACUGUGAUCUUAGGCUAAUCGACUCCAGCUACCUUACACGAACAACCCUUGAGCAAGAGAUAGGCCUUGCUUGUGGCUAUGUUUCUAAAAGUGCUGUCAGAGAAACUAUGGCAAUUUUUGAACAAACAGAAAAGGAGCAAGAGAAAGUUUUUAUCAGUGAGAAUGAAUCUGAUGAAUUGCAGAUUGAUCUAGAGAGACCACAAAGCAACAGCAGUGCAGUCACUGGAACCUCAGGUUCCUUAGCAGAGAAUGGAGUGAGCUCUUCCAGUGCUCUUGACUCAUCACAGAGGCCUGCUUCAUCUCUUAGCUUCCAGAACAUUGUGAACAGUUCAAUUGAUGAAGGCACUUCAAUGUAUACCUCGCACAUCUCAACCAGUGUUGGCAGUGAGGGCUGCAAGCAGGAAAGUGACGUGGAAGGGAAGGAAACUGCAAGCAGCACAGUUUCAAAAUCAUCCUCAUCAUCUGGGAAUUCCCGGCAAUCUAUUCUAGCCAACAAGGACCUAAGAACUCCGCACCUCAUUUUUCCAAGGACUGUAAUUUUAUCAAAGCCAGUGUAUCACCUCCUUGGCUCAGCAAGAAAUGAACACCUAUGCUCUGCCUCUCUGUUGCCCCAUGCUGAUAUGACUUGGACUAGCCCACUGAGAUCACUAUUUCACAAGGACUUGAGCAGUGAAGAACAGUCACUUUACUAUAGACAGUGGACAAUUCCCAGGCAACAUCAUGCAGACUAUAGCAAUAAAAGUGAAGGAAGUUCUGGAAACUUCCACCCACGCCGGUUGUUAUUGACCGGACCUCCACAGGUUGGAAAGACUGGUGCAUACUUGCAGUUCCUUAGAAUUCUUUUUCGUAUGCUAAUAAGACUAUUAGAGGUUGAUGUAUACAAUGAAGAAGAAAUUAACGAAGACAUGAAAGAGGCAAAUGAGCAUGCGCAGGGAAUUAAUGCACAAUGGCCUGAUAUUGAACUCUUCAGUAAAAUGAUCUUUGACUACACAGUACAUGAUCCAAAGUAUCGCCACAUCAGUUCUGUCUACUCAGAAAAGUUGCCAAAGGUUAAGCUAGAAAGUGGUAAAAAUCGGAGCCCAAGCGAAGGAUCAGCAAAACAAGAGACUGUUUCUAUUAUGUUAACUAAAUACGCUGCAUACAACACAUUCCACCAUUGUGAGCACUGCCAUCACUAUGUUGAGUUCAACCCUGCCACACAGGUGUCUGAUUCUACACUACAUGCAUUUACAUUUUCUUCCUCCAUGCUGGGAGAGGAAGUGCAGCUUCACUUUAUUAUUCCAAAGUCAAAGGAGCAGUAUUUUAUCUUCAGUAAGCAGGGUAAACAUCUGGAGAGCAUGCGUCUACCUCUUGUCACAGAUAAGAAUCCAAAGUUAGUGAAGAGUCCUAUCUUUACACCAACUACAGGACGGCAUGAGCAUGGUCUUCUGAACCUCUACCAUGCCAUAGAGGGUGCAAAUCACCUUCAUAUCCUUGUGGUUAAAGAGUUUGAAAUGCCACUCUAUCGAAAAUACUGGCCCAACCACAUUAUGUUGGUAUUACCGGGCAUGUUCAAUGGUGCAGGGGUUGGUGCUGCCCACUUUCUGAUCAAAGAGCUUUCAUACCACAACUUAGAGUUGGAAAGAAAUCGCCAAGAAGAGAUAGGUGUCAAGCGGCAGUGCGUGUGGCCAUUUAUACUUGUCAUGGAUGACUCUUGUGUCCUUUGGAAUGUUCACAAUGUGCAGGAAUUGAGCAGUGAAACAAAAGAACCUACAGUUUCCACAAAGAAUGUUUCCUUAAAGUUCGUAAUGCAGCACAUUGAAGCCACACCAAAGAUUACUCAUUAUGCACUCUGUGGGAUUCAAAAGUGGAGCAGCAAACUGAAUGCUGGAAAACUGAGGACACCAUUCUCUCGCUGCCACAUACAUGACUUUAUAUUCCUCAAUGUCGAUCUGACACAAAAUGUACAGUAUGAUCUGAACAGAUAUACCUGUGAAGAUAUUGACUUCAACCUACGGACAAAUAGUAGUGGUUUACUCCUUUGUCGUUUCAAUCACUUCAGUCUCAUGAAGAAAUGCAUUCAGGUUGGAGGACACAAAGAUUUUGUUAUAAAGCCUAAAAUUAUGGUGAGCGAAAGCCUCAAUAUGAUUUCAGCCUCACAGUAUGUCUGUGCUCCAGACAGUGAAAGCACAAUGCUGGCUGCUCCUGCCCAGUUUCUCCUGGAGAAAUUCCUGCAACACACUAGUUACAAACUCUUUCCGAAAGCUGUACACAACAGUAAGAAUCCGGUGCUGUCCAUUGACUGUUACAUGAACCUGGGUCCUGAGAUUUCUGUGUGUUACGUAAGUUCGCGACCUCACUCAAUUAACAUAAAAUCUGAGGAGGUGUUGUUCAGUGGACUUCUACUCUACCUCUGUGACUCAUUUGUUGUUGCUGACUUCCUCAAGAAAUUCAUGUUUCUUAAAGCUGCCACACUUUGUGUGAUUUGUCAAGACCGAAGUUCAUUACGUCAAACUAUCGUCCGUCUAGAAUUGGAAGAUGAAUGGCAGUUCCGCCUGCGUGACGAGUUUCAGACAGCCAACAGCAGUGAUGAUAAACCACUUUAUUUUCUCACUGGAAGGCAUAUUUAAGUUCACUUCAGAUGACAAGAAAUAGCAGGCGAAGGUGAUGGGUGGCACAAGUAUGAUAGAGCACAAUCUAUAAUUCCAGGAGAAGGGUGAAGUGGCACAUCUGAGUAGAAACAAAAUUGGUAAUUUUUUGGUUACCUGACCAAGGUCACUUUAUCAACCAUUUACAUCAGAACAGGGACAGUGUGCUCAGUGUGUAAGAAGGAUCUAUAACCCAAGAUCAGUUUCUUCGGUAACUCCAGAAGGGAGUUUAGUGUGCGAUAUGCAAGAAAAAUGGCAUUACAUACAGCAUGAUAUAAUGGAGCUAUUCAACGUUGCAGAAAAAGGCAGUGUGAGCUGCAGAAUGUAUUUUUUUCUUUAGAACCAGUCAAACCUAUAAUUCCAAAACAUGUCAAAAAUAGACCUGGAUCAAAAAAUAAAGUGAACUACUGUCAACAGAAAGACUUCUCUGAAGGAACGGAACAGAAGCAGUGGAGCAAAAGCAAUUGAAGUUUGUACAUUGAGAUUCUCCAAUGUCACUAUUCUUACUGUACAUAAUUACAGUUAAGCUCAGGGUUUUGCAAAUAGGUGACAAGGGAGAAGAGUUGUCCAUAAUCAUAUCACAUACUAACUAUUCCUGUUUUUUUGUGUGGGUUUUGUAGUGUAUGUUUUCACGCUUAUUUGGAGUAGUUCCUAACCUGGCAAUUUUUUUAAGCAAGCUCUCAUUAUCUUUUAGACAUUUUAAUCUAAAUACUAGGGGAAAUGCAAAGUGUAGUUACAUGAUGCUUUCAGUGGGACGAUUGCUGAUUUUUUUUUAAUGGCAAUAUAUCCAGAAACAUUUUCCCACCAUAGACAUUACAGGCCUUUGUUAAUCUUUAAUUUCACAUCACCUAAUUGUCUGUCUUGUCUCAUGUAUCUGUAUCACACAAGUAGGUGCAUGCUUGUAUUUACACUCACAUCGUUGUGUUCAUUAGUUCCUGUUUUCAUACAACUGAUUACCCUCAGGCAUUGAAUCCGAUUUUGGAAAGUAGAAUACGCGGACUUGACUCUCAAAGCCACUACUGUUAAAGAUGGUUUAAAUUUAAUGGUGGAUGAUGGAGACCAUGUGCUUUUUGGUUUUCUUAUGUAUGGUAUAUGUGAAAAGAGUAAAUGUGAACAAAUAUCACACAUCUAAUGAUUUCUUGAUUUGUGCCUGUAAUGUAUUUUUUUAUUUUUUUUAUUUUUAAAGAGAUAACCCGUGGGGAAAACAAAUGUAACAUUGGUUUAGUUGUAAUUCUUUUACUGAGCUACUUCAUAACUUUUUGACCUUUUUUUUAUAUAUAUACACAUCUACAGCAGUCUGUUUGCAAGGAAUGCAAUGAUAAGCUCAGUGGUAACUAAAAAAGGUGUAAAAAAUAGUAAUUGUAUAAAAAUGUGAAAUUAUCCUAGCCCCUACCCUAGCAUCCUUCCCCAGUCAACAGGAUUUUAAAAUUAUAAUGUAAAGUUGGUCUUAUAGUCUUUCUAAAGAUGUGAUUAUUUGGCCUGCAACCACUUUUGAUCCAAGUUUGAAAAAAAAAUUGACAAAUGGAGAAAAAUAAAAUCCUGUUUUAAGGACAUUUUUCAGUUGUAAUUUAAGAUUGAACUUCAGGCUGAACAGCCACAGGCCUGUCAACAGCAAUGUAUCUGUGAUCUGAUAUCAAAUGUGAGCAUGGGAAUUGCAAAUGAAUGAACAUACAUUCUUUUGUUUGCCUUCUCACUAAUAACUAAAUCAAACUAUUACUGUAAAUACUAAUUAAAAAUGAACAAGAUUCAUCUUUUAUCUUACAGGGUAGUUCUCUUCCUCCCCAACUCCACUCCUCCCUGUGCUUGCACUGUACACAAUUUUCAGAACAAUAACAGUGGGUGAAUAAACCCUCUAUUCACCCACUGUUAUGCGAGCUUUAUACAAAAGGGGCUUAUGGGUUUUAAAGGUAUCCCAGGAUAUUAUUGUGAGAUGAAUUAUGGAAACAUGAAGGGCAAGUCUUAUUGUCACAGAUCUCAGGUAGCUUUGUAUCACAUGAAUGUAUUGCAGAAGUUCAAAUUCCACUGACAGGAUCGAGUGCCACGUUUUGCAUACUAUGAUCUAGACUAGAAGUAGCUAAAUAAAAUUAUAGACCUCUCCAUCCUGGUAUUAAUUUGUAUGCCUCUUUCUCAAUCUGUCACAUUCCAUUUAAUCAGUACAUUUUGCUGUGAUUGGAAUUCUGCUGUAGCAUUACACCCAGUCCUGUCAAUGAACUUUGUGCAUUUUUAUGACUGAAUGUACGCUGUUAGUUGCAACGCCAUUCUAAAUGUACUUUUAAAUUUUAGUGCUCAAGAAAAAUGCACCUGCAUUUUCUCUACUCCUCACACCAUGAAAAUACUACACCAAGUAAUUGAAAGACUGGAAACUCAAAAUUCAGGCUGGAGUGAUAACUUUCAGUUCUAGGUCCCCUGCAAAAUUGUUCCCACAGUCUGCGACUGUUUUCUCAGCCAAGGUAAUUUUGUACAAUUUGUAGUGGAUAUGAAACAUGCAAAAUAAUGCAUUUUACACAUGACACAGCCAAAUUGGAAUGUGUUUCAGGCAACUAAUCAGUGUGGAGUGUAUUUUUCUAUUUUCCUUUCAUUUACAUUUAUAUUGAACGUGUAUUGGCUAAUUUCCAACAAUGGAUUAUCUCCACAAAACUGUUCUAUGCCACAGACUGCAGCCCCUGUCUCUGUUACUUUAAUUCUGAAUAAAAUGUAAGAGAUCUGUGUAACACCAAAGAUUACACUCUUUAAUUAUAGAGUCAGCAGCAUUUAGUCAUACAGCAUGGAAACAGGCCCUUUGGCCCGAUUCAUCCAUGCUGAGUGAGGUGCCCACUAAUGCUAAUCCCAUUCUCCUGCAUUUGGCCCAUAUCCCCCUAUUCCUUUCCUAUCCAUGUACCUGUCCAAAUUCUUAAACACUAUGAUUAUACCUACCUCUACCACCUCCUCUGACAGCUUGUUCCAUAUAUGCACCACCCUAUGUGUGGAAAAACUUGUCCCUCAGAUCUCCUUUAAAUACUUCUCCUCUCACCUCAAACCUAUGUCCUCUAGUUUUUGUCAGACUCCCCCUACCCUUGGUAAAAGGUCAUCUACCCUAUUUAUGCCCUUCAUAAUUUUAUAAACUUAUACAAGGUCACCUCUCAGCCUUCUGUACUCCAGAGAACAAUCCCAGCCUAUCCUGUCUCUCCUUAUAACUAAUACCCUCCAUUCCAGGGAACACCCAGUGAAUCUCUUAUGCACUUUCUCUACUGCAACAGCAUAGUUCCUGUAGUGUGGCAACCAGAAUCAUAUGCAAUAGCUGUGGUCUAACCAAUGCCUUGUACAGCUGCAAUAUGUCCCAACUCAAUUCCCCUGCAUAUGAAGGCAAGCAAGCUAAAUACCUUCUUCACUACCCCAUCCACUAGUGUCACCAUUUUCAGAGAGCUAUGAACUUGCAUCCCUCUAUUCUAUCACCAAGCCAAUUUUCAAUUAUUUGCUAAUUGCUGGAUCCCACGUGCCUCAACUUUCUGGACCAGCCUACUAUGUGGAACCUUGUCAAAAGCUUUGCUAAAAGUCCAUGUUUACCACCUUGUCUUCAUCAAUUUUCUUAAUAACUUCUUCAAAAAUCUCAAAUCAGAUUGGAGAGGCAGGAUUUCCCAUGCAUAAAACCGUGCUAACUCCCCCCUAAUCAGGCCCUGCCUUUCUAAGUGAUCAUAAAUCCCAUCCGUAAGAAUUAUUUUCCAAUAGUUUCCCUACUAUGCAAGACUCACAGGCCUUCUUGAAUAUGGGAACAUUAGCUACCCUUUCGGACCUCACCCGCGGCUAAAGAUGCAAAAAAAUCUCCAUAAGUGCCCCAGCAGUCUCCUUCCUUGCUUCCCUUAACACACUAGGAUAGAUCCAUCCUUCCCAUUUCUUACAAAGUGUCAGAAAUAAGAUCCAAUAACUUUGGUGCUUAAUACAAGGGCAGUUAGCUAUUAUAUUUUUACUUUGGUGCUUAAUACAAGGGCAGUUCGCUAUUAGUGGCCUUAUCUACCUGGUACACACUAUAAAUAUAGAGAGUGCAGCAGCCACACCAGUGCAGGAGAUUCGGUUUCCAUGGCAAUAACCUGGUGCACUGACAGAAGGCUGUGCAAACCUGGAUUUGUGAAUUAUUUUUCCAUUGCAACGGUGCCCCAUAACACUUCCACAUGCUAGGGGCAAUGAUGAAAAGACAAUCAUUUGCAUGCUUUAGUAUGGUCAGAUUUUGUAGGAGUUUUGAAAUGUACAAAGUGGUUUGAAUUGUAAUUCUGUAGAUAAACCAUACAAAUCAACAGUCAUAAAUAGAUCAAUGAAAUAGGCUUCUCUCUCUCAAACAUAUAUUUUCCAAUAUGGCUCCUGCAUCUCAUCCCCAAAUUAGGAAAGAUAUAUGACAGCAAGAUUUUGUUGGCUUUAGACUUGUACCACAUCCUUGAGGAAAGUAUUUUUCACAAUUGAUCAGAUUUAUCAAACCACAUUGGAGUUACUUAUCUUGAGAUCAAACCAAUAUGCUGUCCAUUCAUGCACAAUAAUACCUUUCUCAAAACACUUUUGGAUGCAGCUAAAUAACUAAGUAUUAUUUGCACAAGGAGUGCCAUUUAAAACCAUUAAUCUGUUCUUUACAAUUUGCUUCUAUUCAUGCUACUCGGCAACUCAAAACCCAAAUAGUGAAAUUGAUAUUUCAGGAGAAUAUCAUCCAAAAAGUUUUCAACAACACUCCAGCUUCCAAACAUUGAGCUUUUUAGUAACCCUUUUAAGAAGCAUCAGCACCAAGUAUCUUUUGGCCACUUCAGGCAACACCAGUUGGCCAUCACGAGAGAGGUUAAAGUGUAUUUAAACAAGUUUUAAGUAUCUAGUUCAGUGAUCUUUUUAACAUGACACCCACAUUAAAGACCAUGGUGUGAUUUAUCUGCAUCCAAGCAUUUUUACCCUUAGCAGAUUCACUGUAAUGAAGUAUAUAUUCAAUGUCAAGUUCUUACAUAAAAAUCAUAAUUGAUACAUUGAUUAUAUAAUGGUCAACUUGUGGCAGUCAUUGAUUAGAGAAAGAUUACAUUGCACUAUUGAAACCUCACCUGAGCAGAACAGCAGUUUUACACUUGCUCAUUUUACUGCAUUAAUAGUCACUCGUCUUUGUUAUCCCAGCUUGAGGUCUCCAACCCACAUCCUUAUCUCUAUGGAAUGGUUUUGUACUUUCCCAAGUCCUCUAAAAUAGAUUGGGAUUUGACGUAAAUAUUACAAUUGAGGAUUUCCAGACAGGGUUGCUUCCCCUCUCUGUCCAUCUUACCACUGUUCAAAUGCCAUUGUACCUUAACACCAUCUUACAGCCGACAUCUGUCUUAGUGUCUUGAAUAACAAAAGCAUCAUGUUACCACAGUAGAGAAUACAUGCAAAAAUCACAUCUUCCUUCAGGAUCAACAAUUACCAUAUUUCUUUAUAUUAGUUGAGCAGAGCUAUAUUGAGUAUUACAGAUACAAAUAUGAAAACACACAUUUGAAGAACUAGUGCAAGUUGGAAAGAAAAGUCCCACUCCAGCCUGAAUAUUCAUUUUAGGCAACCUAUUAAUUUUCCCAGUUCAUUUCAAUAUUUUACUUAAUACUGUGUAGGAUAGCUACAUUCAAAAAUAGCAGUACUGCACCUGAAGGUGAGUAUUUUUUGUUGCAUGUAAACAAGUAGUUGAUUUAAUAUAAAAUCUAGUAUUAGACAAGCUCUAGAAUAUGAACGACUUAACUGUGAAGUUUAAAUUAUGCAAUGGCUUUUGGUAACUCAAUAGGAUGUUUUAUCUAAUUGCUGCUUAUCUUUAUUAAUUCUGAUUUUAAUUACUUUUUGGAUCCCUAAAUAUGGUGAAUUUUGUUUUGCUAACCAAAUCUACCUCAAGUUUCAACAUUUGUACAAUGUUUAUGUUAAAUUGUCUUACUGAAAUCGUGGUUCCAGUUUGUUUUGAAUGUGUUAGUUUACUUUGAAUGUAUUAAAUUACAUUUAAACUGGAAAAAA
Molecule: messenger RNA, 12208 nt
Organism: Pristis pectinata (smalltooth sawfish)
Lineage: Eukaryota; Metazoa; Chordata; Chondrichthyes; Rhinopristiformes; Pristidae
Gene: greb1l
Product: GREB1 like retinoic acid receptor coactivator
Exons: 34
Coding region: 257-6226 (1989 amino acids)
Biological process (GO): multicellular organism development; kidney development
Source: RefSeq, a predicted model, not a curated record